CCUAAACUUCCAAUCAAUUACUAAUACACACCAAUAUCGAUCAACAUCAACUUACAACAACAUGAAUGGCAAGAAAGGCAGCAUAAAUAUAGACAUACCACCUUCUUCUUCUCCGGUAACAAAAGAACAAAAUUCUCCGGCGAUAUCACCAGAGAAAUAUUGGAUAUCCGAAGUGUGGAAGUUUGCUAAGGAUGAUACCAAUAGAGUCACUUUCGCUCUCAAGGUCGGCCUUGCUGUUUUACUCGUCUCUCUACUCAUUCUAUUCCGUGCACCUUACGAUGUUUUCGGCACCAACAUUAUUUGGUCUAUCCUCACGGUCGCAAUCAUGUUUGAGUACACAGUUGGUGCAACAUUCAAUAGAGGGUUCAAUAGGGCUCUUGGUAGCCUUCUUGCAGGAAUACUUGCAAUUGUUGUCAUUCAAGUAGCCAUAACUGCAGGCCACUUUGCCGAACCUUAUGUUAUUGGUUUCAGCAUCUUUUUUAUCGGUGCAGUGACAUCCUUCAUGAAGCAAUGGCCAUCUCUUGUGGAGUAUGAGUAUGGAUUUAGGGUUAUUCUUUUCACUUACUGCCUCAUUAUGGUCUCCGGUUAUCGAGUUGGUAAUCCGAUACGAACGGCGAUGGACCGGCUUUAUUCGAUUGCCAUCGGUGGCCUUGUCGCUGUUCUUGUUAAUGUGCUCGUCUUCCCUAUAUGGGCAGGAGAACAACUUCACAAAGAACUUGUUAAUAGCUUCAACACUGUUGCUGACUCACUUGAAGAGUGUGUGAAGAAGUACUUGAAAGAUGAUGGAUCUGAGAACCUGGAGUUUUCAAAGACGGUGACCGAUGAAUUUUCUGACGAGCCGGCAUUCAAAAAAUGCAAAGCAACACUGAAUACAUCUGCAAAACUUGAUUCAUUGGCAAACGCCGCAAAAUGGGAGCCGCCUCAUGGGAGAUUCAGACACUUCUUCUAUCCAUGGUCAGAGUAUGUCAAGGUUGGAGCUGUUCUUAGAUACUGUGCUUAUGAAGUCAUGGCUUUGCAUGGCUGCCUUCAUUCAGAAAUUCAGGCGCCAUACAAUCUAAGAUGUACAUUCCAAUCAGAAAUUUUGGAUGUGACAACUCAAGCAGCAGAGCUACUAAAAACACUGGGAAAAGACAUAAAUCUAAUGAAGCUCAACCUUCAAAAAAGUUUACUAAAAAAAGUUCAUAGCUCCACUGAAAGACUCCAAAGAUCAAUAGACAUGCACUCUUAUCUUUUAACUUCAAACCUUCACUUAUAUGAUCCUUCAAAACCACAAAAUUCGAGGCUCUCUUUCAACCUUAAAGAUUCAGCAACAUUAAACAGUGAUACAAAUGAAACUAAUGCACAACAAGAUCAGUUAUCAUAUCAUGAGGCAAUGAGGAAACAACAGAUAAGACUUCAUUCAUGGCCAUCCAGGGAAGUGGAUGAGUUUGAAGAUGAGAGUGUUGGGGUUGAUCUGAUACCCAGAAUGAGAGCGUUGGAGAGCACGGCGGCGCUGUCACUGGCUACGUUUGCUUCGCUGUUGAUUGAGUUUGUUGCUAGGCUUGAUCACUUGGUUGAUGCUGUUGAUAUGUUGGCAAAGAUGGCUAAAUUUAAGCAAGAGGUUAUUAGCUAAUUAACUCACUAAUUAAUUAAUUAAUGGACUUAUUGUAUAGGUUAUAUAUAUAUAUAUAUAUACAGUGCAAAGUGCAUACACAAAGUUGUCCAAUUUAUGUUUGUAAUCUCUGCAUGCAUGAAACUUAUGUAUAAUAGUUAAGUUUUGUUGAACUGCUGUCAAGUGUCAAGGA
Molecule: messenger RNA, 1784 nt
Organism: Dioscorea cayenensis subsp. rotundata (Guinea yam)
Lineage: Eukaryota; Viridiplantae; Streptophyta; Magnoliopsida; Dioscoreales; Dioscoreaceae
Product: aluminum-activated malate transporter 9-like
Exons: 6
Coding region: 62-1612 (516 amino acids)
Biological process (GO): malate transport
Cellular component (GO): plant-type vacuole membrane
Source: RefSeq, a predicted model, not a curated record